AUGAGAUUUAGGAUAGACAAUACGGAUCACAUAAUUGAUGUUAAUAAAGGAAAUAUACCAUUUGAAUACGAUCAAGUGAAUAUAAUAUGUCCCGUGUAUACAAAUGGUACGCACGAAGAAGACACAGAAAAAUAUAUUAUAUAUAACGUAUCCAAGGAAGAAUACGAUACGUGUCGAAUCACAAAUCCAAAUCCUAGAAUUAUUGCAAUUUGUGACAAGCCAUAUAAGUUGAUGUAUUUUACAAUCACAUUCCGAUCCUUUACACCGCAGCCCGGCGGCCUGGAAUUCCAGCCCGGACAAGAUUAUUAUUUUAUAUCAACAUCUUCAAAAGAUGACAUUCAUCGUCGAAUCGGUGGACGAUGUUCAACUCAUAACAUGAAAGUUGUUUUUAAAGUUUGUUGCCCACCACAGGACGUUCAUAAUCAAACGUCGACAAAUCGGGCUCCAAGCACUGUGGCUGCUGUGAGCACAAAUUUGCAAUCGACGACUUCUUCGUCAACAACAACUCAUUGGCAUUCAUUGAGUCCUCCUAGGCCUACGUCGUAUAAAGACUUUGAUCUCAAUCGUAAUUACAAAUCAUCUACAAAAAAGACAGUUGAUAGUACGAACGAUCAAAAUGAAGUAGGGAAAAAAGGAAAAUUAACAAAUAAUCGAAGUAAUCGAUGUUUUUCAUCGAAUACGAUAUUAAUAAUAUUUAUAUCGAUUUUGAGGAUUUUCUUACGGUGA
Molecule: messenger RNA, 726 nt
Organism: Pediculus humanus corporis (human body louse)
Lineage: Eukaryota; Metazoa; Arthropoda; Insecta; Psocodea; Pediculidae
Product: Ephrin-B1 precursor, putative
Exons: 6
Coding region: 1-726 (241 amino acids)
Biological process (GO): axon guidance; ephrin receptor signaling pathway
Cellular component (GO): plasma membrane
Molecular function (GO): ephrin receptor binding
Source: RefSeq, a predicted model, not a curated record